Messenger RNA from Rhododendron vialii, 2665 nucleotides. Its product is annotated as arginine-specific demethylase JMJ20. The coding region runs from base 778 to 2196 and encodes 472 amino acids. Lineage: Eukaryota; Viridiplantae; Streptophyta; Magnoliopsida; Ericales; Ericaceae. Gene Ontology annotation, biological process: negative regulation of gene expression; protein hydroxylation; positive regulation of translational termination. The record is from RefSeq and is a predicted model, not a curated record. Gene Ontology annotation, cellular component: cytoplasm; nucleus. The transcript is spliced from 9 exons. Gene Ontology annotation, molecular function: sequence-specific DNA binding; histone H4R3 demethylase activity.
CUAGGGCUUCAAGGCUUCAACCAAUCCCUCAUCUAUUCAUCAAUUCUUCUUAUUCUUUUUUUUUUUUUGACAAGAAUUCUUCUUAUUCUGAAUCUCUUAAAAAUCACAAUUUUUUUUUUUUGUAAAUUCAUACAAUUCUGAUCUUUGUGAACUAACCUCAAAAGAAAAUCUGUUGUAAAAAAUCGUGGUGGUCACCGCCAUAGCACUGUGUUCCACCCCGCCGAGCACCGUGUGUUCCCCGCCGUAGACCUCGAAUCCACCGGCUGAUCUCCGCCGUCGUAGGCCCCAAAGCCGGUCGUCGGCGGCCUCACGUGCCUUUUCUUGUCGCCGCCCUCGGUGAAGCACGACAGAGGCAACGAAUUCACCGCGACGUCGUCUUCAUUUCGCUGCAGCUACUCCUCGUGGGGAUCGAAUUCAUCUCUGAAGCACACUUCGUUAGUAGCAGUAGUAACCUGUCUUCGUGUAGUCAUCUUUUGACAGGGUUGGGAUGAUCCCAGCCCCUGAUUUAGGAGAAGGUUUUGUGGCUGAGUCUCAGCCACAAAAUGGACCAAAAAGGUUGGAAGCUAACUUGACAGGAUCCAGCCCCGUAAUUCUUUCCUUUGUUUAUGGUGAUUUGAAAAGUUGAGACCAUCAAGUGGUGCAUAUAUCCCCUGAUCACCAUUGUUUGGUAGUACUAAUUAAUAAGAAAAGUUAGCCCACCCUUCAAACUUUUUAGUAAAAACGAUCUUCUUGUCUUCUCCAAACAACAACUUUGGAACCAGAACCAGACCCCUGGAAAUGGGUUUGAACAUCGGUGGGCAAGUGGGGAAGGUGAACGGGAAAGAGCUGAGUUACAGUGAUUUCGUGCAGCGGUACCUCUUGAAGAACGAACCAGUGGUUCUGACUGGACUCAUGGAUGAUUGGAGGGCUUGCAAAGAUUGGGUCCUCCCCGACGGCCGCCCUAAUCUCCCUUUCUUUUCCACCCAUUUUGGUUCUUCCACUGUUCAGGUUGCAUAUUGUUAUACUAAAGAGUUCACUGAUCAGAAGAGAGAAGAAAUGUCCGUGUCAGAGUUCAUUGGCGACUGGCUUGAGUUUUCGUCGGGGGAGUUUAAUGAUGGAAAGUCCCUACUGUAUUUGAAGGAUUGGCAUUUCGUCAAGGAGUACCCAGAGUAUUUAGCAUACACAACUCCUCUCUUUUUCCGUGAUGACUGGCUCAAUCUUUAUCUUGAUAAGUAUUGUAUGCAUGAAGAUCCAGAAACUGACAAAGAGAAAAGCGAGAUAUGUUGUUCUGACUAUCGUUUUGUUUACAUGGGAGAAAAAGGCACAUGGACUCCUCUACAUGCUGAUGUUUUUAGGUCUUAUAGUUGGUCAGCGAAUGUUUGUGGCAAGAAGAAAUGGUACUUUUUGUCUCCUACUCAGCGCCACCUUGUGUUUGACAGGAAUAUGAAGUGUUCUGUAUACGACAUCUUUGAGGAUGUUAGUAAAACAAAGUUCCCUGCUUUUGACAAGGCUAUCUGGAUGGAAUGUACUCAAGAAGAAAAUGAAAUAAUCUUUGUUCCAAGCGGAUGGUACCAUCAAGUUCAUAAUCUGGAAGAUACAAUAUCGAUUAACCACAACUGGUUCAAUGCCUAUAAUAUCUCCUGGGUGUGGGAUUUGCUUUUGAGGGACUAUAAUGAAGCAAAGGAGUACAUUGCAGACAUCAAAGAUAUUUGUGAUGAUUUUGAGGAACUUUGCCAGCGCAACCUUGCUGCUAAUACAGGCAUGAAUUUCCAGGAUUUCUUCGUCUUCAUAGUGCGCUUCUCGUUUGCCAACUUGGUUUUACUUUACUGUCUUGUAAGGGAUAAUGAAAAUUUUGUUGAGCUUUCAUCACAAAGAGCACGUCAUAUAUAUUUCAACCUUGAAUCUGCACGGGAUGCUGCAUUAAAGAUGAACUCUACAGGUCUGGCGCAAAAUGGCGGUAUCCCUAUUGAUUUCAACAGAAACCUAGGGGACUCUGCAUUCAUUGAACUAUGCAUGGCUUUAGGUAGAACAUAUCAGUUGCUACAUGAGCCAUGCAAUAUAAGUGAGAUAACAAAAGCUUUAGUGGAUGAUUUGGUGGAAUUUGAGUUUGUUGACCCUUCUGUUUCUCAUAUCUCUACUCCUGAAGACCUUGUGAGUUUGAUAGACUAUGCCUUUACAAAGCUCAGUAGCCUUAGCUCUGGAAAAUUUUCACAUUAGAUGGAUUGGAAGAUCUUUGAAGCUCAGCUCCAUCACAAGAACAGUUUCAAAACAGUGGGAUUCCAGCUUUCUACGGGGACUUCAGCACUUUAAUGAUUCUCAAAAUUAGAAAAGGUGAUUUUGCGAAAAAAGGUCAUGACUGGGGAAAUCUAAAAUAUGAAGAGGGGUGUUGGUAUAAAUUCAUUGCCAGGAAUGUAUCUCUUGAUAUGCAGGGAUUGAGUCACGUUCAGGUUGGAUCAUUGGAUGCUGUCACUGCUUUGAGAAAAAGAAGCUGAAGGUUAGUUGCUGUUUCACAUUUGGUAAAUAUUAUGAGUGAAAUGAAAGUGAAACUUACUUUAUUCUUUGUCGUUUCAAAUUCAUAGAUUUUGUGAUGACUUGUCAAGUUUUAAGCACAUAGUGAAGUCAGAAUUUACUUAUAAUGGAAACGCGGAUCAAUGAGAACUAACAUCCAUAGAAUUCUUUUCUUUUC